GCCUUUAAAAAAAAAAAGAAAACUAAGCACUGGUUGCUGUUUAGAAACAGCUAGAAUGUGAAGAGCCUCCCACACAGUUAGCGACUGAGGGAGGAAUGCAUGCGCACACACUUUCCCUGUAUCCUUGAUUCUGUCCUCGUCUGCUGUGAUGACUGCAGUGGCUUGACAGGAUCUGACACCUGAACGCCGUCGACAGGCAGCCUCGUUGGCGGAGAAAUCUCGAAGACGCGCUGACCUGAACCGGUUUUCCAUCUCUUUUUCUGUUGCUGUGACAUUUCUGUUUUCUGCAUGUGUAAUAGUAAAUAAUUGAUUGUCGGUGCGCCGCCUUCAGGUCCCAGUAUGGAAAAAGGCAGCAUCCUGCGAGUGCGUUCUGGCUGCAGCUCCUGGCAGGGACAGUGAUUAAGAUCCAGGGAAGCUGCAGAGCACCCACACCCACUGAAGACACACAAGGCUACCCUCACUCCCCCCUCCUCCCACCCUGCCUUUGCUUCUCACGCCGUCUCUCCCUCAGCUCUGCACUCAGCUUGAACAGAACUGCUUGGCUGGUAGGAAGCGCUGUCCAUCGCCUCCCAACAAGCCACUAAGGGGAAACUUCAAGAAGCCCUCUCUCUCGCGUGGCUCCCUAUUCCUCCCACGCAAGGAUGCCGGAGCCUGGAAAGAAAUGGACAGGGCUUCUCUGUGUGUGGGCUCUGUGUCUGUGCCUCUGGUUGCCCGGUGGAUCUCUGGCCAGGAGAGCCCCCAAGGUCCCCCGCUGUCCCGCAACCUGCUCCUGCACCAAAGACAGCGCCUUCUGCGUGGACACCAAGACCAUCCCCAAGAGCUUCCCCCCCGGAAUCAUCUCUCUCAGCAUGCAGGCUGGACCAUGGUGAACGCCGCCUUCACGACCAUCCCAGAGGGGGCCUUCUCGCACCUGCACCUGCUGCAGUUCCUACUCUUGAACUCAAACACAUUCACCAAGAUUGCUGAUGAUGCUUUUGCUGGUCUGUCCCACCUUCAGUACCUAUUCAUUGAGAAUAAUGACAUCCAGGCUUUGUCGAAGUAUACCUUCAGAGGACUUAAAUCUCUGACCCAUCUAUCUCUCUCAAACAACAACCUGCAGCAGCUGCCCCGAGAUCUCUUCAAACACUUGGACAUCCUCACAGACCUAGAUCUGCGCGGGAACUCUUUCCGCUGUGACUGUAAGAUCAAGUGGGUGGUGGACUGGAUGGAGAAGACCAACACCUCUGUCCCGGCCAUCUACUGCGCCAGCCCCUUCGAGUUCCAGGGCCGCAGGAUCCACGACCUCACGCCGCGAGACUUCAACUGCAUCAGUGCAGAUUUCGCCGUGUAUGAAACCUUCCCUUUCCACUCUGUGUCGGUGGAGUCCUACGAGUUCAGCGGUGACCAGUUUGUGGCCUUUGCUCAGCCCGAUUCGGGGUUCUGCACCCUGUACAUAUGGGAUCAUGUGGAGAUGGUCUUCAGGAGGUUUCACAACAUCACAUCUCGCUCUGCUGUGUACUGCAAACCGGUGGUGAUAAACAACACGCUUUACAUGGUUGUGGCUCAACUUUUCGGUGGAUCUCACAUAUACAAGUGGGAGGAGGAUCCACAGCGCUUCGUAAAGAUCCAAGACAUAGACACCAGUCGGGUGAGGAAACCGAACUUCGUGGAGACCUUCCAGCUGGAUGGAGAGUGGUAUUUCAUUGUGGCCGACAGUUCCAAAGCGGGAUCCACCAGCAUUUAUCGCUGGAACAGCAAUGGCUUCUACUCCCAUCAGUCCCUCCACCCCUGGCAUCGAGACACCCACGUGGAGUUCCUGGAUGUCGGGGGAAAGCCCCACCUCAUCCUGUCCAGCGCCUCCCAGCCACCGCUGGUUUACCAGUGGAACCGGAACCAGAAGCAGUUCGUCUUCCACUUCCAGAUCACCGAGCUGGAAGACGUCCAGAUGGUGAAGCACUUCUGGGUGAGGAAGGUUCUUUACCUCUGCCUCACACGCUUCAUCGGCGACUCCAAGAUUCUCCGCUGGGAAGGCCAGCGUUUUGUGGAGAUCCAGACUCUCCCUUCCCGAGGCUCCAUGGCAGUGUAUCCGUUCACGGUGGGCCUCCGCCAGUACCUCAUUCUCGGCAGUGAUUUCUCAUUCUCCAGAGUAUACCUGUGGGAUGACCUCACUCAGCGCUUCCAGCCUUUCCAGGAGCUCAACAUGAGAGCCCCAAGAGGAUUCAACUUGGUUACCGUUGACAACAAGGACAUUUUGCUGGCCGCCAGCUUUAAAGGCAACACCCUGGCCUACCAGCACCUGGUGGUGGAUCUCAGUGCCAAAUGAACAUGUCUGAGCUGGAAGACGGGUCUCUUUUAAUUUAGAAAAUGUGCCAAAUAAGACUGCAACAUGUUUAAGACAUGAAACUAAAAUUGUGCUGUUUCCUCAGAAGUGAAAAGUGAGGCAUUACAUGAUUGCUUAAUCUAUUUUUUAUGCACUAUUAUGUAACAUCUGAAUGAAAUGAUGUGUUAAUGACACCCAGUGUAAUGUCACUGCUGCCCCUCAGCCAAAGGAUGGCUGUUGCCAUGUUGUUUCUUGGAUUACAACGCCCUAUAUUGUAAUAACUAACAUGAAAAUAAUGUGCAUGUUAUUGACUUGAUUAUUCACUGUGACAGGGAAACUGCAUUAAGAAAAGACACUAUUUUGCAUGCCACUGUACAACAAUACUAAACUAAAUACACAGAAAAAUAUUUCAGUAUCUUCAGAUUUAGAUAAGAGUUACUAAGGAUUCGAUAUUCAUGCUGCAGUUGGCACAGCAGUAUGAGGGAAAUUAAACGUGAAAUUAAUGGAGAAUGUGAGCCUCUCUAUGUAAAAAAUCACUUUGGUUAUUUACUAACCUAUUCAUUAAUUAUGCAAAAGAGUUAAAAAACACAAAGUUUUUACAGAUAUUCUUUGAUUUAGUUGUUUAGCACGAAUGUACCUCCUUCCACUGAUUAGGAUUAUUUCUGACAAAUCAGACAAGUCUUUUAUAACAAUGUGGGCUUAGAUGCAAAAUUAAGAAAAUAUUUAUUCUGUCCCAUUUGUAGUCACACACUAAACAUUGUUGCUGUGAACAUCUUUAUGGACAAAUUGAUGGAGUUGUCAUUAAAUUCUGCUCAUGGUCUAAAAUGAUCCAUCUUCUAUCUUUGUCUUAUUUGAUACAGUUUUUUCUUCUUAUAUCUAGAAUAAAAAAAAGACAGUUUUGGUGGGCAUCAACUGUUUAAUGUCAAAAUGAACCCUUAGACUUUUACUUUGCAUGCAUAAUGUACUUUGCAGGAAACUACUUACACAUAAGUGAAUUACAAAUAUGGCUUAUGAAUUACAAAUGUCACUUAAUAACCCAAAUUAGGUGUACAAUAACAUUAAAAACAGAAUUUAUGCAAGAACAACUUGUAUAUUCGUUCAAAUCAUGUACAUAUGACACCCAAUAGAAAUACUGCAGGUGCGCUUGCUAUAUCCCUCCUAUCGGCUGCGUGGGCGGACACUUGUUUCUCUAGCUGUUCAUUGGAACGCUUAGCUCCGCAUCUCCCCGCGCGGGUGUGAUUUAGAAACGCGUUCACCCACUGUUGACAUGCGAAACGUUAGCUCUUCUUGCUAGCAUGACUUUACCCCGAAGUAGGGGAGUGUUUUGAAAGCUGACGGAGGGCCACAGACCAGAUUGUUUUUUUUUUGUUUGUGGAACGAUGUCUGAACUUUUGUGUCAUUUAACGAGAAGUUGACCCGGUAGCGUGGACGUUGCUAAGCUGACGUUAGCACAAGUUCCAGAGCUCGCUGCGUUAGCCGUCUGCUAGCCGUAACAGGGUAGUCGACCAGCUCAAACUUCAGCUUCAAAAACAUGUCCACCGCCGACGUGACGUUUCCACCCGAGUGGGAAGACGACGAGCGGAUGAAUUUUCUGUUCUCCGAGUUCAAGGAGAACCGCGACGUGAACACCACGGACUGGGACAGUAAGAUGGGCUUCUGGACAGCGCAGAUCGCCCGCAGCUGCAGGCAGCGGCGCUCCGUGUGCGUCAGCCUGCAGGAGCUCAGCAGAACCUUCCGGAGGAAGGACAGAACCCCGCUGGGUCUGCCCGUAGUCGUCCAGUCCAUGGCCAGAUGUGGACAGAUCCAGCGGGAGUCCGAGUUUGCUGCAAACGUGGACUGCGGCUGGUUGUCCUGGGGGGUCGGCCUGCUGCUGGUCAAGCCCCUGAAGUGGACCUUCUCCACUCUCCUGGGAAGCAGCAGGGUGCCCUUGGAGGAGUCUUUUGUGGUCAUUGAACUGGUGAAGGAGAAAGCUGCAGAGUUACUCCGGGUCUACCGUGGCAGUGAGUUUUCCAGCUGCGCCGUGGUGUCAUUUCAAGAGCUGUGCACGCUGUGCUCGGACAUCUGUGCGGACGAGGGCACGCUGUGCAUGGCUCUGCUGCAGCUGCAGCGGGACAAGCAGGUCCUAGUGGCCCUGCACGAGGACGAGAAGAUUGUAAAGUUUAUCCAGCCUGGCCAGGAGCGCGUCUCUCCGGUCAGCGAUGUGGACAUUGGCAUCUACCAGCUGCAGCGCAGUGAGAAGCUGCUGGAGGAGCGAGCUCAGAAACUGAGCCUGGAGGCCGACAGGUUCAAAGAGGAAGCCAGGGUUCUGCUGCGGGAGGGAAAGAAAUCAAAGGCACUGAGGUGUUUAAGAAGCCGCAAGAGGGUGGAAAACAGAGCGGACAGCUUGUUUGCCAAACUGGAAACGGUGAGAGGAAUCCUGGACCGGAUAGCCCAGUCAGAGACCGAUAAGACGGUUUUGCAAGCCUACCAGGCAGGCGUGGCCGCCCUGAGGCUGUCGCUUAAGGACGUGAGUGUGGAGCGGGCGGAGAGCCUCGUGGAUCAGAUACAGGAGCUGUGUGACACGCAAGAUGAGGUGAACCAGACCAUUUCCAGCGGCGUGGGCAGUGCAGAUGAAAACAUGGAUGAGCUGGAGGACGAACUGAUGGCCUUGCUGGACGAGUCAAAGCCAGAUGCCGUCUCAGGUUUUCCCGCAGUCCCGGCUAACAGUCUGGGUUCCCCCGGGGAGCAGGUGCUCAGUUCUCUGCCCGCCGUCCCUCAGAGCCGUUUGGGAACGGCCGCCCAGCAGCUGGAGGCAGAACUGAGUCGUUUAACUCUGUCAGACGCAGGCAUUCAGCAGAAGAGAGCCACGUCACCCGACGAGAGGCUGGAGCUGGCACAGUGAGGGUCGGCAGGCCCUGACCUGUGCGAGGAGAAGCUAACCAAGACAAGCUGGAACUCAAGUAGAUAUGCUGAAAGCAUCCCGCUCUAAACAAGGCACUCUCCACUUUUUUAAUGUAAAAGAAUUAAAGUAGAAAAGCCUUUAAAACAGAGGUAUGCCAAAAAGGACUUUGAAUAAAUCUGUCAAACAAGCGCACUUUUAAACUUAAACCUUAAGAUCUGCCUCUAAAAGUCUGUGACUCUGAAGUCAAAAUGAUCUUUUUCCACCCGAUAAAAUCUGCUCUGUCACAUGUAAGCAGGAAUGCUUUAUAAAUCGAACAAGAGAGAAACAGUAUGAGGGAUUUAUCAUGCGUCGGGUUCAGUAAAAGUUAAUUGCAAGUUAAUUUAAGUGGCCUUUUGAAUUGUAAAUAUGAUCAGUACAGAGAAUGUUAUGCCAAGUUAUUCAAACCAUAGAAACAUUUAGUCUCAGAGGGCAGAACCCGUGGGGAAAGUGAAACCUACCUUCAAAUGAGUGUAUGUUUGUCCAAAUAAAAUUUAUUUUAAUCACUU
Menidia menidia (Atlantic silverside) is the source of this 5725-nucleotide messenger RNA. The record is from the annotation of a GenBank genome assembly. Lineage: Eukaryota; Metazoa; Chordata; Actinopteri; Atheriniformes; Atherinopsidae.